UGUACUAUGCCCGCAGACACAGACACUCUCUCCUCACAACCCAUGCUCGAUUGUAUCAAUUUUUGGAUUGAUAAUCUGCACUCUUUGCUCGCAAAUUGAUUUUUGUGUUGAGGCUGGGAAACGGCUGUUAUCGAUGAAAAAUCCAAUUUCAGUCCUUACAUAAGGAUAUAUAUUAUUCCUUCUUUGGCUUUGAAGGAACGUCGCCUUUGACUUUCGAAGCCCAGAGGAUUCUCCCCAUUUUACAUCGUCGGCGGUCGGUCGGUCGGUCGGACGGAUUCGUUCCGAUGAUGAGGUACGAGUGAAUAUAUUACUGACUCAAUCGAAGUUAAUGUUGGUCGGACUCUCCAGGAAGUUUCCUCAAUUUGGUUUCUAGGUCGUCGAUUCUAUUCUAUUCGUAAUCUGCAGUUGACUGGUUUUAGAAAAUUUCCCCCAAUUUUCGAUGGCGUUGGUGUUCGAUUCUUCUCUCUUCGUAGUUUAAUCCGUAAUCUUCAAAUCGAGAAUUUUCGGGGAGAAGUUUGAUUCGAAAAAGAGGGUUACAAAUUUGGGGGCAAAAUUAGGGUUCUUAUUCCCUGACGGAGCUUCCAAAGAAUGGAUGAAGAGUCUUCUUCCUGGAUUAGACGCACAAAAUUCUCUCACACUAUCUGCCACCGAAUCGAUCCGACGAGGUUGUCAUCAGUUCCAAUAACAUCCCUUCCCAACCGGAAAUCUUCAUCCGCAACAUUUAGAUCCAGUAAGAGUCUGAAACCAGGGCAGCCUAAUGUAAUCCAAGUUCAGAACAAUCCUUCUACAAAUAAGUCUCGGGCAGUAUCCCCUCACCUUGAAGUAAAGCUUUCAGAGACCUUCAAAGAAGCUCGGUCGAAUCAGAGGAGGUUUUCGACUCCGAAUCCGCAGAGAAAAGGCCGAGAGAAGGGCCAUGUCGGGAAAUUACUUCAGAGAGAGUCUCACGAAGGUAAGAGUCCGAAGAGCCGUGGCACCAAGUCGCCGGAAAGUAUUAGUCCCCUCCGGCAUUUCCCCUCGAUGAAGUUUCACGACAAGUUUAAGAGCACUAAAGAGUCGUCGUGGACGAAGUAUUUUGAUCACGGUGGAGGGAGAGUUACAUCCGUUGAGACAGCAGAUGAGAAUACUAUUGAUCUUUCCAAGUUGUUUCUCGGGCUUAGAUUCGCUCACGGUGCUCAUAGUCAGCUCUACCAUGGGAUCUACAAUGACGAGCCUGUCGCAGUUAAAAUUAUUAGGGUACCUGAUGAUGACGAAAAUGGAGACCUCGGCGUUCGAUUGGAGAAGCAGUUCCAUAGAGAAGUCACUCUCUUGUCGCGACUGCAUCACGAGAAUGUUAUAAAGUUUGUCGGGGCGUGCCGGAAGCCGUUGGUGUUUUGCAUCAUAACCGAGUAUUUACCGGAGGGAUCUCUGAGGGCGUUUUUGCACAGGCUGGAGCACGAACAUCUUGCGUGGGACAGGCUGCUCUCGAUGGCGUUGGACGUCGCCAGAGGAAUGGAAUAUAUACACACGCAGAAGGUCAUACACCGCGAUCUCAAACCCGAGAACAUUCUCAUCACCAAAGAUUUCCAUUUGAAAGUUGCGGAUUUUGGGAUCGCCUGCGAAGAGGCGUAUUGUGACCUUCUUGCGGAUGAUCCGGGGACGUACCGUUGGAUGGCUCCGGAGAUGAUCAAACGGAAACACUAUGGACGGAAGGUGGACGUUUACGGAUUUGGACUCAUUUUGUGGGAGUUUGUCUCCGGAAGCAUCCCGUACGAAGACAUGACGCCUAUACAAGCUGCAUUUGCGGUGGUGAACAAGAACUUGAGGCCAGCUGUACCGCAAGACUGUCCUCCGGCCAUGAAAGCUCUAAUCGAACAAUGCUGGUCGUUGCAGCCGGACAAAAGGCCUGAAUUUUGGCAGAUUGUCAAGGUUCUUGAAGAGUUCGAGGCUUCUUACGCGCGGGACCGAACCCUAAAACUGAUGUCAAAUUUGUCUUUCCAUGAUCAGAAGAAGGGUCUUCUUCAUUGGAUUCAGAAGCACAGCCCGAGCCAUAGUCCGAGCCUCAGCCCGAGCCAUCCGUCCCAACCCGCGCCGAUGCCGAUGCCGAUGCUGAAGCCGAAAUUCGCCUGAUGCAGUAAUGACGGGUAAUCUGGCUUGCCUUUGUAGCUAUCUCUCACUGCAUUAGAUUCCAUUUGUAAUUAGAAAAAAAAAAAAAAAAAAAACAAAAAAAAAAACAAAAA
Molecule: messenger RNA, 2216 nt
Organism: Andrographis paniculata
Lineage: Eukaryota; Viridiplantae; Streptophyta; Magnoliopsida; Lamiales; Acanthaceae
Product: serine/threonine/tyrosine-protein kinase HT1-like
Exons: 4
Coding region: 589-2106 (505 amino acids)
Biological process (GO): protein phosphorylation
Molecular function (GO): protein kinase activity; ATP binding
Source: RefSeq, a predicted model, not a curated record